Molecule: messenger RNA, 1363 nt
Organism: Plasmodium coatneyi
Lineage: Eukaryota; Apicomplexa; Aconoidasida; Haemosporida; Plasmodiidae
Product: Pv-fam-d protein
Exons: 2
Coding region: 101-1363 (420 amino acids)
Source: RefSeq, a predicted model, not a curated record
UAACAUUAUAUAUAAUCCUAUUGAACUAAUUAUUUUAUGUGUCACCUAAGUAUUCUUAUCUUAUUACAAAAAGAAUUCACAAAUUUCCGAAAAAUUAAAAAUGAAGGAAAGCAACAGUAGGAUUUCCUAUAUGAAAGUUAUUACAUAUUCUCUCUUCGUGUGGUCAUCGCAAUAUGCCCAUAAGUCAUCAGACACCUUAUGUAAUUCAUCAUGUUAUAAGCGCAACAACAGAUUACUGAGCCAAACCACAUUCUAUUCAACAAGAGAUGACACACCUGUGACAUAUGGAACUGGUGGUUACCAUCAAGAUGAUGAACUUCAUAGUAUGUCAAGAAGAAUGAACAGUGCAGUAAAGGAUGCUCAUUUUGAAAGUAAAUUUCAGGAAUUAUGCUCUGAAGAUAAUUUACAGGGUAGCUUCGAUUCUAUGCUACACGAUGAAAAUAUACAGAAACAAUUUAAUGCAAUAAUGUGUGAGGGAGAUUAUCCAAGGAUGUCGGGCAAUUCGUAUAGGAAUAAUGAGUAUUAUGAAACAGGCCCUGGUACGAGAGCUGGUAAACAUUAUAAUGAUUAUGGAAGGGGAAGAUCGGAUGACUAUGAUGAUUACAAAAAGGGGAGUGGCCGUAAGGGUGAUUUGGGUUCAUUAAACUAUGAUAAACAUUCAGGAAAUAGAGAUUACUCAUCAGGAGGAGGUUAUUACAUGGAUAGUGGACACUCUUCUCGUGAUCAAUCAGCCCUUACAUCGGGUCCUCAUGUAUCUGAAUAUUUAUCCAAUGAUUAUGAUAGACAAGCUCAUCCUUAUCAACAGAAUUUGGAAACCUACCAACCCCCCCCUAAUAACUUUAACACCUUUGAUGUUACUCUGAAUACUCACAUGCCACUUUCGCAAAGUAACGCACCAAUAGAAGAACUUGAAAUCAAACAUGUAUUGCAAAAAAAAAAAAUAAACAAAAGUGCCCCACUAUCCGUGAUAGAAGGUUUUAUUAAAUUCAUAAAAAAAGUAGAUGCAAUGUAUGAAACAGAAAUAUUAAGAAUAAUGACAGGUACUACUGGUGCUUAUGAUGGCCAACACGUCGAACAAAAAAAAAAUAAAGGAUUAAUAAAGAUGCUUAAGGAUAAAAUAAACAUAUUUUCCCCCGUUAUAUCCAUUGCUUUCUUUGUGGGCGUGUUCGCCUUGUUUAAUAUAAUGCCUGCUGUUGUCGUAACAUCUGUGAUUCUCAUUGCGACCAUGAUAUAUGUAUGGUAUAAAUAUAAGAAGUGCAAACGUAUAAAUAAAAUGUAUGCAGUUUAUGACGAGCAAAAAUUAAUGCAGCACAGUGCACAACAAAAAAUGGAAGCACUCCAAAAUUCAAGAUACAUUGGAUAA